UAGAAUUUGCGUCUGAUUCAGAGCGAACUGAAGCGUUAAUUCCGAGGUUGAGGCACGAGUUGAAGCAUGCAUUGUAACGUUUUACGAAAGUGCCUUGAUAGGGAAUGAUAACCUUACUCAUCAAAGCUACACGUCAAAGUAAAGAUAAGUUAUUUUGCCGUUUGCAAAGCAACAUGUCUGAGGAAUUACUACAGAGAGUGAGAGACCUGGAAGGAGAGGUGGGGAGACUGAAAACACAGCUGAGAGAGACGGUCAAGGAAGGAACUGGGGAUGAGAUGGCGGUGUCAACCAACUCUGAUGGAAAGGAUACCAGCAAGCCUGAUGCUGGUGGCAGGAAAAAGGGCAAAAAAGGAAGUCGGGACCGACCGUUUGAUUUCUCUGCUCAUCCUCGGCGCCAUGUUGCGCUCCGCUUAGCCUACCUGGGCUGGGCCUAUCAGGGCUUUGCUGUCCAGGAGAACACAGACAACACUGUGGAAGCCUGGCUCUUCAAGGCUCUUCUGAAGACUCGACUGAUCCAGGAUCGCCAGAGUUCUAACUAUCACCGUUGUGGCCGCACUGACAAAGGAGUCAGUGCCUUUUCCCAGGUCGUGUCCAUAGACUUGCGCUCCACUCAGUUUUGUGGAGGCCUAGGAGUGACUCUCCCGUCCAAUGUCGACGCUGGUGUCAAGAACGAAGUGGACGUGGCGGAGCUACCUUAUGUGAAGAUGCUGAACAGAGUCCUGCCCCAGGACAUCAGGAUCCUCGACUGGUCACCUGCUCCACAGGGCUUCAGUGCGCGCUUCGACUGUCAGUCUAGAACCUACCGGUACUACUUCCCACGCGGGGCUCUGGAUGUACCGUUGAUGGCAGAGGCUGCCAAACGCUACGAGGGCACUCACGACUUCCGCAACCUCUGCAAGAUGGACGUGGGCAACGGAGUGCUGCAGUUCCAGAGGACCAUCCUGUCUGCCACGGUCCAGCCUGUCCAUCAAACCUCCCCUACUACGCCCACUACCACAGACCCAUACGACCUCUUCAUAUUUGAGAUCAAAGGACUGGCCUUCCUCUAUCACCAGGUGCGGUGCAUCAUGGCGGUGCUGCUGCUGAUUGGCCAGAAGCUGGAGCCCCCAGAGAUAGUGGAUCAACUCCUGGAUGUGAAGAAGAAUCCCAGGAAACCCCAAUACAGCAUGGCGGUGGACUUUCCCCUGGUGCUGUUCGACUGCCAUUUUGAGGGGUUGAGCUGGCGCAGGGAGGCUGAGGAGGUGGAACACGCCCUGGCCACGCUGCAGCAACACUGGACCCAGACAGCAGUUAAGACCCAGGUCAUCCACGGCAUGAUCCAAGGCCUAGACAGCACAGGUGGGACCUCCUCUCCCCAUUGCUGGCUGAUGGAAGGUACCAAACAGCGGACCUAUCGGCCCUUGCUUGAGCGUCCACUCUGCGAGAGCCUGGAGUCCAGGAUAGAACACUUUGUGAAAAGAGGCAGGCUUGAACGAGAAGAAGGGGAAAAUGGUGGCGAAACGGUACACAAGGGCAAAAGGUCGAAGCACUCGCAUAAUACCUCCAUUUCGUCUGUCCUCCCCGAUGUGUCGCCGUCUUUCUGACCCCGGGGCCAAUCAGAAACCAUAAGAUUGAUACCUGCUAGAAAAAUCGGACUUAUCAUAUAAUAUUGACUGAAUUCUUAAUGCUGUUAUUUUACUUUUAGAAUAUUUUUUAUGGAAUGGAGAAACAAUUGUAGGUUUUUGUUAUUCUCUGGAAUAAAUCAAUUUGAGAUUUAUCCGAAAGGAUGAAACACAUGGAAUAAACAAGCGUACAGUCAAUAACACAAUAGAAAAAAAGAGUCUAUAUACAGUGUGUGCAAAUGGCGUGAGGAGGUAAGGCAAAUAUGGCGACAAAUAUGCAGCGAGGGCCAGCCAACUAGAGCAUACAGGUCGCAGUGGUGGGUGGUAUAGGUACCGGUUCCCCCUGUAUAUAGCCUCGUUAAUGUUAUUUUAUUGUUACAUUUUAUUUUUUAUUUAGUAAAUAUUUUCUUAACCAAAAAUGCAGUUCAGGAAAUAGAGCUAAGGGCUUGUAAGUAAGCAUUUCACGGUAAGGUUGUAUUCGGCGCAUGGGACUUGAAUGCCUUUUAUGUUAAAGAAUCACAUUCCUUGCAGUUGACAGUGCAUAAGUGAAUGACUUCUUUCAGACCAAAGUGGAGAACCUCUACACUACUUAUGUGGUCCCUUGUGGCUCAGUUUGUAGAGCAUGGCAUUUGCAAUGCCAGGGUUGUGGGUUUGAAUCCCACGGAGGACUAGUACGAAGGAAAAUGUAUGCACUCACUACUCUAAGUCGCUCUGGUUAAGAGCGUCUGUGCUACAUUAUUAAAAUGUAAAUUGCAUCGAGACUGUGUGUCUUUGUGCAGCUAUUUGUUGAGUGAUUCAAAUCUAUAGCCCACUGAUGACUUAUGUCUCAGUGCAGUUUACGUGCCAAAGAUGGUCGUGACAUGUAUACGAUUUCACAAAUGGGUAUUCGUCUGAAAAUGUUACUACUGGAAUAAUUCUAUGUAUGUUUGCUAAAUAUGCAAUGUAGAGGAAAGCUACUAGGUAAUUUGAUCCUAGCCAUGUCCAUUUUUACAAGCAAAGUCUAUGGGGCAUGGGUUACAUAAAAGCUUGAUUGUUGAGAGCCUUUUGAAUUCUUAGAUAUAUUGCACGCUCUUCUCUGUUGAUUCAAACCAACAAGGUAUUUCUUGCUGCAGAAAUAUCCCUGGGUUCUAUCAGUUUUGUAGUCUGGCCAUACACUGCCUGGGUAUCACACUUACUGGAAGUGUUUAGACUGUGAAUUUAGAGCAGAUCAUUUGCGGGUGGAAUUUCCUGAACAAUAAUGUUCAACUAUGUCCUUUACACCACUGUAAUGCGUUUGUUGUUGAUCCGUGGGUUGUGAAAAUGUCGCUGAAUUCAAUGCUUCAAACUGGGAAAUUAGGCUUUGAAGUGAGGAGACGGUUUCCCUUGGUUAGCUCUAAGCUAUUAUGGCAUCCGGAGAAUGCUGAUCCAGUAUUGAGAAUGAUGUAAAUGGGUAACAUUUUAUCCACUGUGUGAAUGGAAAGUAUUCAUACUGUGGAAUUACAGAUGUAUCAUUCUGAAUCAAGUUUUGUUUGUGUCUGAUACUCAUUUAACUACUUCAUAGAAAUAUAAACCCCUUCUGUACUCAUGCCAACCCCUUCCCUAGUCGUGCUAACAGAAAUGUGGAAGUAAUUUGCCUGUAUCUUAAGUGUCAAAUUUAGCUCUGACCGGAAAUGCUCCCUUGUUGAUUUUGUGCCUGAGUGAAAUAUUACAGAACUCAAUCUGUACAUCUGUUUGUUGUUGCCAACAACUGGGAUUUCAAUUGUACUGGAUGGAAAAAUGGGGUCUCUUGACAUAGAAUUGACUAUUGUCAUGUUUUAUUUCAUCAAGAAAUAACCCUUUUUUUUUUACGUUACCUCACUGAUUGCUGUACUUAUUCUGUCUUGGGUUUGACUUGUAUAAGGCUGAAAACAUCUGAAUCUUCUGCCAAAAGGUCAGAUCAAAUUGGUAUUACAAGGAGAACAUUUUUGAAAUGUGUGUCCAAUAGCCCUUAAAGGUUUUGAUCUGUGCAUUGGACACUACUACUAUUGUCUUUGAUGCUUAAUGAAAGGUGAUUUUUGUUUCUUUCAGAACUUCAUUGCCCAAUUGCUCAGAUAAUCUGCACCGCAGUUCAUCCAUUGAAUUGCAUGGUUCACUUUUAGAAUGGCUGUUCAACUUUCCUGCUUGGCUAUUCACAUUGACAAGGCUCUGCUCGACCAAUGUAGAAUUAGUUCUGCUCCCCAGGACAAUGCAAAUGUCAUAGACUAAAGUGCAAAUUUCCUGGCAAUUUUUGGAAUUCAACAACAAACUGAAUAUGUACAUGCAUAUAGAGUUGGUAUAAUCUUUACCACAAUAGUUUUUUGUGUCGCGUUAAGUAACUUUCACAUGCUCGUAUGAUACAGAAGUCCCAGAUCUUUUGCCGUGGCUUGUCCUGUGACUAUUCUUCAGCAGCGCCGCAAAUACGUCAACAUACUGUAGCUAUUGAACAUUUUCAUAGCUGUAUUCAACAACACUAUGGACCUACCACUAUUCAUUUGUACAGGUACCGUUUUUACUGUCAUGCACCAGCCUUUCUUUGUCCCUCGUUGCAUAAAAAAAAACGUCUCUAUUACAAUCUGUGUAUGAUCCUCGCUUACCACGACUGCUACAGGGGCAUAGUUGUUUGGUGCAGAAAGGCAAGCUACAACUAUCAUAGAGCAAAAUCCUUACUUUAUUGACUCUGGACUUGAUCCCACCACCAGUGGAGUCCCAGAAUGCUUCACUGUGCUUGGUCAUAUCAUGCCAGAGUCUGAUUCCCCCCACACCCCCUCAGUAAAACAAAUAACAUUUUAAUAGGAUAUACUUGUAAAACAUGAAUGAACCCCUUGAUAACUGUAUUUUGGUCAAAUUCAUCAAGUUUUUUUUUUCUUUCAGUAAUUUGAUAUCAUCAGAAUCCCAAAAGUUUUUUUGUGCGUUCAGAUGUUAUGUUUGUCAACACUGAUGUACCUAGUCCAAUGCCGCUUCUGUUCUGAGCGGCCAAACAGCUGAGGUCGCCAUUGGCUUUUAAUUUCUUGUGCGCUUUAUAUGGGGCAGUAUUAUGUAAUGACAAUGCAAGUCGAUCCCUCUCUGGAGCUCGAAAUGGUCUUCAUACCAUCUUCAUCUGAAUGUAUGAUAUCGCCAGAAUAUAAGACAAGGACAUCUAGUGCAUUCGCAGUGUCCACAACACAUUUUAGCUCACAUGACGAAAGGCCACAGAUUCCGUUUAUUUUAAAAUGUUUUUUUAUAUAUCCUUUUCUGAGCGACUGAAAAUUUAUAUUGAAAAUGUACUACGUAGUAAGGAUUUUAAUAUUUCCUGGAUAUAGGCCUACCCAUGAGAACUUGGUGUUAUUACAGUGUAACUAUGAAUAAUUACAAUUACAAUAGUUGUUAGUGUAAUAAGAACCCCUUAAAAUGAAGUGUUACCACAAGUUCUCAUGGGUAGGCCUAUUUCCAGGAAAUAUUACAAUCCUUACUAUAGUACAUUUUCAAUAUCAAUUAUUCAUAGUUACACUGUAAUAACACCAUGUAAUUGCAGUCUGUAAUUACAGGGGUGAAACAGCGAACGCUUGCUACCAUGCUUGGUACAAAUGUUAAUGAUUCCGAUAGCAUCCCGAUGCACCAUAAACAGGUCAACAUUCACAAGGCUGCAGGGCCAGACGAAUAACCAGGAUGUGUACUUAGAGCAUUCACAGACCAACUGGCAAGUGUCUUCACUGACAUUUUCCACCUGUCCCUGACCGAGUCUAAUACCUACAUGUUUCAAGCAGACCACCAGAGUCCCUGUGCCCAAGAACGCCAAGGUAACCUGCCUGAAUGACUACCGACCCUUAGCAUUGAUGUCUGUAGCCAUGAAAUGCUUUAAGGCAUGUCAAGAUCUGCACAACACACUUGAAAUAAAGAUGACCUCGAACGUGUAA
Salmo salar (Atlantic salmon) is the source of this 5491-nucleotide messenger RNA. It is a transcript of the gene pus3, whose product is annotated as pseudouridylate synthase 3. NCBI's taxonomy places the organism in Eukaryota, Metazoa, Chordata, Actinopteri, Salmoniformes, Salmonidae. Gene Ontology annotation, cellular component: cytoplasm; nucleus. Gene Ontology annotation, molecular function: RNA binding; pseudouridine synthase activity. Gene Ontology annotation, biological process: mRNA pseudouridine synthesis; tRNA pseudouridine synthesis. The record is from RefSeq and is a predicted model, not a curated record.